AUGUCAGAUUUUCACUGGAACUAUUGUCAUGACCUCAUCUUUCUUUUACCCCCCCACCCAUCACUGCCACCACCAUCUGAAGAGAUUGAUGUUUUUCAGAGGAUCAGUGGGUGUGAGCUGUUGGACGGUGACGUCCAAGGACAAUUUAAGUUAUUAGAUUCUUACAGUGGCUUUGCUGGAAACCUACUGGAACUGAAUUUCAACUUGCAAAAGAAGACUUCACUGUGGAGCAUGGAUUCGAUAAUCGACUGGGGCAUUCACACUGAAAGUGGUACUAAAGUGAUAGUGGAAAAUAUUUAUCAGCCUAUAUGCAUCAAAAUCUUACAGAGGUACCUUCAGAGAGAAAAAAGAUAUUUGCUGAGGAAAGUGAAACCCAGAGUCAGGCUUCUCAAGAAGACACUCACACACUCUACAAGGACUCAGGUGACAUGUCUGGCUACUGGUUUUUACCCCCGCCACAUUAACCUGACACUGCUUAGAGAUGGUCAGCCAAUACCUGAAGACCAGCUUACUGGAGGGAUACUGCUACCUAAUACUGAUGGAACUUACCAGAUGAGGAAAAGUCUGGAGGUCAGUGCAGGGGAAGUAAACCAUAACUACACCUGUGUAGUCACCCACCUCAGUCUGGACAACAAGUUGGACAUCAGUAUGGGUCACAAAGAACUGACCAAGAGUAGAAACACCGCUACUGCAAGUACAGAGAACAAUGAGUGCUCCCCAGAAACCAAAUAA
Messenger RNA from Chanos chanos (milkfish), 732 nucleotides. RefSeq names its product T-cell surface glycoprotein CD1b-2-like. The transcript has 4 exons. The record is from RefSeq and is a predicted model, not a curated record. Gene Ontology annotation, cellular component: external side of plasma membrane. Bases 1 to 732 code for a protein of 243 amino acids. NCBI's taxonomy places the organism in Eukaryota, Metazoa, Chordata, Actinopteri, Gonorynchiformes, Chanidae. Gene Ontology annotation, biological process: immune response.